Molecule: messenger RNA, 2246 nt
Organism: Tachysurus fulvidraco (yellow catfish)
Lineage: Eukaryota; Metazoa; Chordata; Actinopteri; Siluriformes; Bagridae
Gene: sertad4
Product: SERTA domain containing 4
Exons: 5
Coding region: 829-1869 (346 amino acids)
Cellular component (GO): nucleus
Source: RefSeq, a predicted model, not a curated record
GCCUUCACACUGGCACGUGCACUCGUUCGUGCAGUUUGUCUCGUCUGUGUAGAGUUGUUUCUGUUAGUGGGCGUGGCUACUGGAUUAAUUAUUAUAUACAUUGCCUGUUUUAUUUUCACUUUAUUACCGGUCCCCGUGAUCGCUGCUGCUUGGUCUCCAUGCCUUAUUUUUCUUUGUAACGUCUCUGUGUGUUUAAUGAGAGCUUGUAAAUGACAGAGUGAGAUGUCCUGGGAAGCUUCUCUUAGAAUAUGGUAGGAACUAAAGAAAAUUAGCACCACGACUGACUGAUGAUUCUGUAGCUAAAAGUCAUGGCCGACAGUGAGUGGCAUGUUGUGUCUCGGUGGUGUGAACACACGGUGAGGACACAACACACAGUGGUGAUUAUAAAACCUAAGGAUCAGAUGAUCAGGGGGCGUUUUAAUAGUUACCAUGUUGUGUGUUCCCUAAAAGGAGUCAGAAAACUGGACACACCCCAUACUUUGUUCUUAUGAGUUUGUGAUGUAGACAUGGGGGGGGGGGGGGUGUAAAGGAGUGAGUGAGUGAGAGAAAGUUAAGAAAAGGAGAAGGGAGUGUACAAAGUGUGUGUGUAAAAGAGAGACAGGGAGUGAGAGAGAAUGUGUUAAGAAAAGGGGAAAGGGAGUGUACAAAGUGUGUGCGUGCGCGUGCUUAACCGGAGCAAAGGAGUGAGGAGCGCGCGCACCUCUUAUUAAAAAGAAAGGUCCCGGAUCAAAGACGUCAAAAAAAAAAAAAAAAAAGAUCGCGUGUCAGACGAAGUAGUGAUCGCUCUUACAUCCAUCAUCAUCGUGAUCUUCAUCCUCAAGCUCAUCGAUGAAACACUACAAUAGGAAGAAGCAGACGCAGAAGACCGAGAGAGAGGCUGGUGUGGAGCCGCGGGGUCACCGGAUGCACGAGACAUUCCGCCACAUGACCGACGGAGGCUUUUGUUCUGCGUUACCGACGCGGAGAGAAGCUGUGCGUGCGCCACAGGGAGCACAUUACACUUCCACGGAGCAAGUCUGGACACGUGCAUCCCAGUAUCUCCAGAACAAGGCAGCGAUGACUUUAGUUUUGUCCAUGAACCCUUUCUGUGACCAUGAAUCUGAGCCUCCGCCCACAAUUUACCAGCCAAUCUGGGAGUCUGAACACAGUGGCCCCGCCCACUCGUCAUCUGUUUGUAACGCCCAGGAGCUUAAUGAUGGCCCCGCCUACAGAGGAGCCGCGCAUCAUGUGACCAUGUCGCGAAUCACCUACUUUAAAAGGAAGUACGUGGAAGACGACAACCUUCCACUGAACUUCAGGAGUUAUCGUCACACUGUGUCCCCGUUGUUAGAGGAACACAAUCACGUCCUUCACCUCUCUCUGGACAAAAUGCGCUUCAUCGACGACCCUGAGGUGUUCCUGCGCCGCUCCGUUCUCAUAAACAACCUCCUGCGCCGCCUCAGAGCCGAGAUCCUCCUCCAGGGGGCGUGGCCUUUCGUGGCAGGUUCCGUCCCGGUUUCCUUGACGACGCCCGUCUCCGCUCACCACGAUCUUAGCCGUAAGAGGCUGAGAUUUCUGCAGGAGGAGGAAGACGAGUGCGUCUCCGCGUGUUGUUGCUUCUACGAAGCGAGCAGGUACAUGCAGCUUCCCGUGUGUGUGUAUGAGAGAGAUGUUCAGCCUUCAUCAUCGUCAUCACCAUCGUCAGCCAUAACGGAGAGACUGGAGCAUCUUUUUGAGGAGGAGGCAGAGGAGGAGGAGGAGGAAGAGGAGCUAGAGAGCGAAGGAGAAGAGGAGCUCGACUCGCUGUGUCCCGGUUUGGACCUGUGUGAAGCGUCGCUCAAGGCGAGAGAGAAACUCGGCGAGAGAGAGACACCGAAGGAGAGACGAUAGUCUCCGUGGGAACGGGACAACAGGCGGUGCUAGUUUUGGCUCAGCUCAGGAGGAAGUAGCGAAGCGGGGAUUUAUACGGUACGAGUUAACCACAUGAUGGCUGAGUAAAGCGUUUAAAGGUGAGCUAGCGGCGAUUAGUCCAGAGGCAGCGAGUGUCGGGAUCUCUGAGGCGAGGGAACAGAAUGACUGUGAGUGAGGAAGUGUGUUAAUGUUCAUACUCACAUGAUGAUUAACACCAAACAGACGUUAGUGAAGAGUCAACACACUCAACUCAUUACAGCAGAUUUACACUUGAGAGAGAGAGAGGCAGACACAGACAGACAGAGAGAGAGGGAGAGGCAGAGAGAGAGAGAGGCAGACACAGACAGACACAGACA